Athalia rosae (coleseed sawfly) is the source of this 1035-nucleotide messenger RNA. It is a transcript of the gene Coq7, whose product is annotated as 5-demethoxyubiquinone hydroxylase, mitochondrial. The coding region runs from base 231 to 818 and encodes 195 amino acids. Gene Ontology annotation, cellular component: mitochondrial inner membrane; nucleus. The record is from RefSeq and is a predicted model, not a curated record. The transcript has 3 exons. Gene Ontology annotation, biological process: regulation of reactive oxygen species metabolic process; determination of adult lifespan; ubiquinone biosynthetic process. Lineage: Eukaryota; Metazoa; Arthropoda; Insecta; Hymenoptera; Athaliidae. Gene Ontology annotation, molecular function: 3-demethoxyubiquinol 3-hydroxylase activity.
UUUCACAGCCAGCGCUAAAAAUCUGUCUUUGGUUAAGACCUUUGUGCCUGAUUGUGACGGUCGAUAUUCGCCCACGUCUUGUUGGAUGCACGUGACUCCAAUUAGAAAUUAAAUAACGUCAUUAUCGGGUUUAUAUAACCUUAAAAUAUAACUAUCACUCACGGUUUUGAUCUGCGACGGCGUUUCAUUAACAUCUCCAAUUUUAUUCCACGUAAAAAGUCUCUAGCGCGAUGCUACGGCUCCCAGGGUCUCGCUUGGUAAGCACCGCUUCAGCUGCAACAUCCAGUACUAAGGCUGCAAAAAUCUUGGAUUCUCUCAUCAGAGUGGAUCAUGCCGGUGAACUUGGAGCUGAUAGAAUAUAUGCUGGUCAAUUUGCUGUUUUAGGAAAGACCUCUGUCGGACCCACAAUACAGCACAUGUGGGAUCAGGAGAAGGUUCAUCGAACAAAGUUUGAGGAACUAAUAAAGAAACAUCGUGUCCGACCUACAGCUCUGAUUCCAUUGUGGAAUAUUGCCGGAUUUCUUUUGGGUGCCGGUACAGCCAUGAUGGGACCAAAAGCGGCUAUGGCUUGUACUGUAGCGGUGGAAACUGUAAUUGUUGAGCACUACAAUGAGCAGCUUAGAGCCUUAAUGGAAACCAACAAGGGAGAUGUGAACAAGGAACUUAUGGAGACAAUACGGAAAUUCCGUGACGAGGAACAGGAACAUCAUGACACAGGGAUUGACUAUGGUGCAGAACAAGCGCCGUUUUAUCAAGCUUUGACCAACGUCAUCAAAGCUGGAUGUAAAACCGCCAUAUCGAUAUCGAAAGUAAUUUAAAUGAACUACUUCCGUAGUUUGAAUUAAAAUUCUAUCGUUUCUUCGUUUGGCCAAAGAAUAACUGAAUUAUUGCAUCUAUAAGUACGAUUUUUCUCAGCAAUCCCUAGUUCAGUUUUAGCGUGUUAUUUUACCAUCGAACAACUGUAAAUAAUUUGUCCCUAUAAAACAAUUUAAUAUACUGUAAAUUUUUUUGUAAAUAAAAACUCGUAUUCUUCUA